GCGGCCGCCACCGGACAGAGCCUGGCUGCUGGCACCGCGGGCCAUGGCGGACGAGGGCCACCAGUGGCAGGGCAGCAUCCUCUACAACAUGCUCAUGAGCGCCAAGCAACUGCACGCGACUCCAGAGGCGCCCGAGGCGCGGCUGGGGGCUCCGUGCUGGGGCUGCUCUUGUGGCGCCGAGCCCCCGGUGGGGAGAGAGGGGCUGCCGGGUGGGCAAGCAGUGGCGCUCCUGUACCGCUGCUGCUUUUGCGGAGAGGACCACCCACGGCAGGGCAGCAUCCUCUACAACAUGCUCACCAGCGCCAAGCCAGCGCCCGCGGCUCCGGAGCCUGAGGCGCGGGUGGGGGGCUCCUGUUGGGGCUGUUCCUGCGGCGCGGAGCCCCAGCUGGGCAGAGAGGGGCUGCGGGGCGGCCAGGCCAUGGCAUUCCUCUACCGCUGCUGCUUUUGCGGCGAAGACCACCCGCGCCAGGGCAGCAUCCUCUACAGCUUGCUCACCAGCGCUAAGCCAGCGCACGUGGCUCCGGAGGCACCCGAGGCGCGGCCGGGGGGCGCGUGGUGGGAGCGCUCCCACUGUGCUCAGAGACGGGGGUGCAGAGAGGAGCCGCUGGGCGCACGGCCGCUGGCCCUCCAGCCCCGCUGCAGCUUUUGUGGAGAAGACUACCCGCGGCAGUCCGUCACCCCCUACCACUUGUCUGCGAGCGCCAAGCAAACGCGCUCGGCUCCCGAGGCGCCGCCGGGGACGCCCUGGUGGGACCCCACUUGCGGCGCGCUGCGCCGGGUGGCCCUCAAGAGUCCACAAGUGGUCUGUGAGGCAGCCUCGGCUGGGCUGUUGAAGACGCUGCGCUUCGUCAAGUACUUGCCCUGCUUCCAAGUGCUACCCCUGGACCAGCAACUGGUGCUAGUGCGCAGUUGCUGGGCGCCCCUGCUCCUGCUCGAGCUGGCGCAGGACCGCUUGAACUUGGAAACGGAGGAGCCGGCGGAGCCCAGCCUGCUGCAGAGGAUCCUCACCACCAGGCGGCGGGAGGAGGCGGGAGACCAGCCGCCACCCCUGGUCACGCUGCAGCCAAAUUUGGCCCCGCCGGCCGAGACCGUGAGUUGGCCCUUGGCCGCCGAGGUGCAAACCAUCAAAGGCUUCCUGGCCAGGUGCUGGAGUCUGGACAUCACUACCAAGGAGUAUGCCUACCUCAAGGGGACCGUGCUCUUUAACCCGGACCUGCCGGGCCUGCGGUGCGUGAAGUACAUUCAAGGGCUUCAGUGGGGAACUCAGCAGAUCCUCAUCGAACACAUUAGGAUGAUGCAUGGGGGGCACCAGGCCAGGCUUGCUGAACUGAACAGUGCCCUCUUCUUGCUGAGAUUCAUCAAUGUCAACGUCAUUGCAGAACUGUUCUUCAGGCCCAUCAUUGGCACAGUCAGCAUGGAUGACAUGAUGCUGGAGAUGCUCUGUGCAAAGCUCUGACUGCAGGGGGCACACCCAUGCAGCUCAUCAAGAAGAAAGAUGAGGUUCUCUGUGCAGAAGCAUGUGCAAUAGCACAAAAUUAACUUUCAUAUUAUUUUUCACAUGCAUAGUAUUUUUGUAUUCAAUUAAGGGAAAACUUUACUUGCAAUAGAAAUCCUGUUCCAUUACGAAGAAAAGCAAUUUCCCACAGUAACCUAUCUGUAGAUUCUUGAAUGAAAGAACAGAGUACUGCACUAAUAAACUAUUUGCACAAUG
Erinaceus europaeus (western European hedgehog) is the source of this 1711-nucleotide messenger RNA. It is a transcript of the gene NR0B1, whose product is annotated as nuclear receptor subfamily 0 group B member 1. NCBI's taxonomy places the organism in Eukaryota, Metazoa, Chordata, Mammalia, Eulipotyphla, Erinaceidae. The transcript is spliced from 2 exons. Bases 44 to 1456 code for a protein of 470 amino acids. The record is from RefSeq and is a predicted model, not a curated record. Gene Ontology annotation, molecular function: transcription corepressor activity; transcription factor binding. Gene Ontology annotation, biological process: negative regulation of transcription by RNA polymerase II. Gene Ontology annotation, cellular component: nucleus; cytoplasm.